GUGUAUGACAGCUGACCGCCACAGAAGGGGCCGCUGAGAUUCCUUUGCAAAGAUGAAGGACAGUGGCUCACUGCCAGGAGCCAGGUACCUGCUGAAAGUGGGAGAGGACAAGUGUGACGUGGCGUCUGUCGUUCCGUAUGUCGUGGGACGGCUGGAGGAGCGAGGCCUCCGGUGUGUAGUGGAGGGUAGACACAUCGUGGUGUCCGCUGAGCCAGCGACGCUCCUAGCACAGGCAGAGGGGAUGAGGUGGAUGAAACUGCUGAAAAAUUCUGAGGAGGUUGCCUCUUUUACUGUUGGAAGAGAAGGAGAAUUUGAGCCGUCUGACAAUGAAAAGCUCUUCAGCUCGGCCGAGUGCUCUCUCCUGCUCUACCACUGCCUUGAAAACACUCCCUACACUCCAAGUGGACUCCAGAGUGUACACGAGUGUGUUCUGGAGGGAGACAAGGGUUUCGUGAGUGCCCUGCGUCUGUGCAAACCUCCAGUGUUGGCAGAGGUCUACCCACUUCACCAGCAAGAAGAUUGCAAGUCUCUCAUGUCAAUGCUGAAAUGGUCACUACUGCCCUCUGUACCGCUUGAUGUACAGCACAUCAGAAACUACUUUGGGGAAGAGGUGGGGUUCUAUUUCGGGUGGAUGUGUUUCUACCUGAAAUUCAUCUGUGUCCCGCUGGUGAUUGGGCUGCCCAUGUACAUCCUCAGAUCUGGCGGAGUCACGGUCGACACUGACCCCUACCUCCCCUUCUUCUCUGUCAUCAUGGCUCUCUGGGGCGUCCUCUUCAUCGUGUUUUGGCAGCGCCAGAGCAACACCUACAGCUUCCUGUGGAACACGUACACCCUCUCCCCGGCUGACGAGCUUCGACAGGAGUUCCACGGGUACCCCUCCGUAGACCCAGUCACCCACCAGCCCAACAUCCACUACCCCGCCUGGAGGAGGAGGCUGUGGUACUUGUUCAGUGUGGCCGCCAUGCUCCCUCUCCUCUCUCUCGGAGUGGCCACCAUGACACUCUCCCUCAACCUCAACGGAUACGUCAAGAGCACGGGGAGCCUAAUAUACGUGGAGAGUCUUGCCAAAUAUGCCCAGCCUGGAGGGCUGUUUGCUGGGGACUCUCCAUACUUCCUGUGGCUGGUGCCCGUACUCGGCCACUCUGUGUGUGUAAAUAUCGUCAACAGUGUCUACAGCAGGCUGGCCGAGUGGUGCACCGACCUAGAGAACCACAGGACAGUGCAGAUGUGGCACAAUUCUCUGGUGGUGAAGAGAGUAUUCUUUGAGUGCUUUGACUGUUUCAUGCCUCUCUUUUACAUCGCCUUCUACCAGCUCGACGUUGUGACACUCCGAGCAGAGAUUGUCAGUCUGUUUAUGAGUGAUGAGAUACGGCGUGUGGUGAUGGAGACAGCCAUUCCUCUGUCCAGACGAUUUCUUGUCGGUCGAGUGGAGAAGAAACUGGGAAAGGCGGCACGUCCCUGACACCAUUCUCUCAGAGUACGAUCAGUUUGAUGACUACCUGGAGAUGGUCAUCCAGUUUGGAUACAUUACACUGUUUGCGUCGGCCUUUCCCCUCGGAGCUGCCGUGACAUUCCUCUUCCUCUAUGUGGAGGUGCGCUCCGACCUCUUCAAACUCAUCACUGCAUACCGCAGACCUUUUCCAAGAAGGUUGGAGUGAAAAUGUUGAUAGAUACAUGCACACAUGCACCCAUAAAUAUUUUGCCUCUAAAAACCUAUUGGUGGCUGUUAAAAUUAGGUAGCAAUAAGCUGUUAAAAAUUUGAUCAAGCACACCCACAUUUUUCAGUUAUGUCCACUUUUCUCUGUGAGGUCAGAGUUCGCGACAUGGGGGUGUGGUUUGAGGUGAUGCAGGGGAUGGUGUUGCUGGCGGUGCUGACCAACUGUCUCAUCCUGGGCUUCUCCUCUGAGCAGCUCAUGCAGUGGCUGCCUUGGCUCUACUCCAGAGACCCAACCACCGGAGGAGAUCAGAUCAUGGCCAUCGGCAGCGGGAGGUACGUAGUGGGAGUGGUGUUUGGAUGUGAGCAUCUGCUCCUGCUGGUGGCAGUGUGGCUGCGCUACAUCAUCCACCCCACCACCAAGACGGUGAGGUUGGCCAUCGCCAGGCGGGACUACCUCAGCUCACAGCAGAGUGGCAGACAGAAGGAGCCAGCUUGGAAGACAUCGGGGGAUAAGGAGAAGGCCGACUAGCAAAGAAUGAUAAACUGUUUGGACUUGCAAAACAAGUGUCUGUAGUCCUGGAAUCAGACGCUAAAAGCAGUGCCGCCAAAUAUGAUUUUUCCUUAGGUAUUCAUUCUUCGCAGUGUUCUAGAUAAGACUAUAUCACACAAUUAUGCAGUGUAUUAUAGUGCAUACUGAUCGACUCACUUGAUCUAAAGACCGUACACAUCAUUGCCGAGCGCGUUA
This is a messenger RNA of Geodia barretti, 2402 nucleotides long. The record is from the annotation of a GenBank genome assembly. Lineage: Eukaryota; Metazoa; Porifera; Demospongiae; Tetractinellida; Geodiidae.